Molecule: messenger RNA, 3593 nt
Organism: Notolabrus celidotus (New Zealand spotty)
Lineage: Eukaryota; Metazoa; Chordata; Actinopteri; Labriformes; Labridae
Gene: tcf25
Product: transcription factor 25 (basic helix-loop-helix)
Exons: 18
Coding region: 157-2211 (684 amino acids)
Cellular component (GO): RQC complex
Molecular function (GO): protein binding
Source: RefSeq, a predicted model, not a curated record
UGUCACGCAAACAAACGUUUAAACCCUUUGAAGAAGAAGAUAAAUCAACCAAUACUUUGGACCCUCAUCACAUUGGCUUGUAGUGUAUGUCAGCGAAUGAAAACAAGACUUUUAUUAUCUAACAUUUAAGUGUACGUUUUCCAUGACAAGUGGAAGAUGUCUACCCGGGCUCUGCGAAGGCUAAAGGGAAAGCAGCGGGGUCAGGAGGCCUUAGACCUCGGGGACCUAACUUCGGGUGACAGCCCGGAGGAGCAGGCUGGAGCCGGGGAAGAGGAGCAGCUGGACCCAGCUAAUGUUUCUCCCCCGGUUGACAGAAAACCCAAUAGCCGAAAGUCGAAGAAGAACAAGGCUCAGAAAAACUUCAGCAACAUUUAUGAACUGAUCUGUGACACCGACAACGAGGCAGAGAAAAUCUCACCUGAUGAAGAGGCAGAGAAACCAGAUGAAAAUAAAACAAGUGGCCCCGAAAAAGAUGAUAACAGAGAUGCUGAGAAAUCAGAGGAAGCCAGUUCAAAGUCUUUGUCUGGAGACAGAGUUAAAAAGAAGAAGAAAAAGAAGAAGACAAAAGUGACAUCAGAAGGUGGACAGGAGGCUGCACCUGAUGAUGACAUUGAUGUAUUACUGCAGAACUUGGAGCAGUCUAAUGGUUUCAGUCUGCAAAAUGAUGAUUGUGGAGGCCCUGACAGAAGAUCAGUGCUACAUGUGGAGCACAGGAAUCUCAACCCAGAGACAGAGCUGAAAAGGUAUUUUGGAGCUCGAGCUGUUCAGGGGGAUCAAAGCCGACCCCGGCAGAGAAACCGGCAGUUUCACCGCAGCACCUGGAUGACCAAUCCGAAAGACAGCUGGCCUCGAUUUAGUCGUCCAGGAAUCUCAAUGACCUUACUGCAGUCAAAGGACGGCAUUCAUUACUUCGCUUUUGAGCACGGCCGGGACUACCAGCAAGUACAGUUCAAGUUUCUGGAUGCUGUUGAAUCCAUGGAUCCCAACAACAUUGUGGCUCUGCUGCAGCUGAAUCCGUACCACAUCGAUUCCUUGCUGCAGCUCUCUGAUGUCUGCCGCAUUCAAGAGGAUCAGGAGAUGGCCAGGGAUCUCAUUGAGAGGGCCAUGUACAGCUUUGAGUGUGCUUUUCAUCCUCUAUUCAGUCUGACAUCAGGAACCAGCAGACUUGACUACCUGAGGCCAGAGAACAGGGCUUUUUAUCUGGCUCUUUACAAACACAUGAUGUUCCUUGAGAAGAGAGGUUGCCCACGAACAGCUUUGGAAUACUGCAAACUGAUCUUGAGUCUGGACCCAGACGCUGACCCACUUUGCAUGCUCCUACUCAUUGAUUUCCUGACGCUGCGCUCAAGAGAGUACCAGUCCCUCCUCCAGUUAUAUCAAGACUGGGAGGUACACAGAAAUCUGUCCCAGCUGCCAAACUUUGCAUUCUCCUCUGCACUUUGCCAUUACCAUCUCAGUCAACAGGAAGAUUUGGAUCCCGAAGAAAGUAACAAACUGAGACACAAAGCUGACGUGAUGCUGCAGAACGCUCUCAUCAUGUUCCCUGGAGUCUUGAUGCCUCUGCUGGAUCUGUGUACUGUGCAGCCAGACGCUACAGUCACCUCACAUGCCUUCUUUGGCCCAAAGAGUCAGAUAGGGCAACCUGCAGCACUGUCUGAGCUGACCUCACUGUAUGUGGGGAGGACCUGCAGCCUGUGGAGGGAGGCAGCAGUAAUGCUGUGGCUGGAAGAGUCUGUGAAAGAGGUGCUGCGUCGAGUUGAUGCCAAAGACCCACUGGUGGAGGACUGUCAGAACAAGAGAAAGCAGAGGUACCAAAGUGCACCGAGGAACAUUCAUCGUCAUGUCCUCCUCUCGGAGAUCAAAGAAGCAACCUCAAGUCUACCUCUAGACGUGACCAGUCAGCCUGUGAUGAGCUUUGACCCUCUGCCUCCACUGGACUCAGUGAUGUCAUACACCCGACCAGAGAGGCAGCAUGUUGGUGCCUCAAAUGAGAGCACACUCUCCCUGUUUUUUCGAUCUUUGCUGCCAAACUUCAACCUCCAGGGUGGACCGAGGCAGGAGGGUGACAUGGAGGUGGCACGAGCUGGCCAGGAGCUGAAUCAGGAGGUGGACCGUCUGAUGGUGGCGAUGAGGGAAAUGCUGGCAAACAUCAGGUUUCAGGAGCCGCCGAGAGAGGACAACCCUUACAGAGAUGAAGAGGAGUGGGACUGAGCGGAGAGUGAUAGAGGUGGCAUUUUAUAUGAGGAUGAAGAAGAAUCCAACAGACAGAGACUUAAUAAAGUAAAGGAAAAACAGAAAAUAUUUAAUGCUGUGUUGUAAUUAAAAUGAUGGAAUGGGAAUGUCAAAUAGUGUAUUUCUAAUUGUAACAACUUCAGGGUACUGAAGUGACCGGAGGAGAUAACUUGUGCACCUCUCUGCUUGUGAUAAUUACUCUUUGGACAUGUGAGCAGAAAACGGAUGCUCAGUGAAACCCAUUGAGUCACUAAGGUUAAUAGUUUUUAUAAUGAUCCUUUAACAGCUCCUGCAGCUUAAGUCAUCGUCAAUUAAGCAGUUGUAAUACACAAAGGACACUACUAUUCUUCCUCUGCUUUCAGAGCAUUCAUCAUGUUCUCAAACAGUGAACAUCUUUGUGAAUGUAGAACAACUGAAACAGUUCUUCUGACAAAUUUAACUUUAAUAGUUUUUUUUAUCUCAUUGAUUUAGACAAACGGCUCUUAUGAAGGAACUGUUGACAAAUCAUUUUAUCACGUUUACUUUCAAAUGGCUCAAAACAUAGAAGCAAUUGCAAAAUGUUCCACAUUUUUUUGCCUUUUUGCCAAAAACUUUAUAGGAGUGUUAUUGGGCUGACAAUAAUUUCAGUUCAGUUUCAUCUUGUUUUAAAGUAGGAAUGUGUGGAACUGCUAAUAUCUACAGCUCUUCUUCCAAGCUGUGACAGUGCUAUGAAUUUGCUUCUCAGCUUUAUCCAAGAAGAAACAAUUUUGCUUCUAGGUUAUUUGUCUGACAUUUGUCAAAAAACAAAAGUAAUGAAGCUGAAAAUGGAAUCACAUUUUCCUCAACUUUGGGCCUGUUGUUUUACUUUUAUGUAAACCAUGUUAUUUCUUCAGGAUGUCUGCUGUGUUAUCUUCACUGUAAUGCCCCCUCCUUCUCUCCUCUCUCUGUUUCGCUCGGUCCGUUUGAGUAGAUUUGCCAAUAUUUCAUUAUUUGUGGCUGACUUCACCCGAGAAAACUCGAGAGGAAAUUGGCCUGAAUUUUUCCAGUUGCCUGCUGCUCUCCAUCAAGUUAAAUCCAGUCAAAGAAUAUGGCAGAAAUUUGAUCAAUUUUACUUAACUGAUUUUAAUAUUUCCUUUGCUCCCAGUCCCAAACUCAUGACCCAAAGGCUGACACAUGGCCAUAACUUUACUUCUGUUAACAAAGUUAAUAACUGUAAUUUCUAACCACCAUCACUUGACUUUAAUCUUUUUCAUCCCCUUUUUACUUUUUGGUUGAGAUUAUAACGGCAGAUUUGCAUUUUAGAGAAUAAUAUGAACAGCUAUCAGUAAACUCUGGAGAUACUGAACAAAUAAAGCUCUACUCUUAUUGUAGCUGUUCACAUA